AUCGCUGAUACUGUGCUGAAGGACAUUCAAGACGUGGGUCGGGCAAAGAAGUUGGCCACCUUUGAGAUCCCCCGAAAGCUGGUGCUGGACCCAGAUCCCUGGACUCCGGAAUCGGGCCUGGUCACCGAGGCUAUGAAGAUCAAGCGUCACAACAUCAAGCCCAAAUUUGCCAAGGAUAUUGACGAAAUGUACGGCAUCACACAGAAGGCCUAA
Molecule: messenger RNA, 213 nt
Organism: Dibothriocephalus latus
Lineage: Eukaryota; Metazoa; Platyhelminthes; Cestoda; Diphyllobothriidea; Diphyllobothriidae
Source: the annotation of a GenBank genome assembly